Tigriopus californicus is the source of this 3022-nucleotide messenger RNA. Its product is annotated as tetratricopeptide repeat protein 39C-like. The record is from RefSeq and is a predicted model, not a curated record. The coding region runs from base 476 to 2554 and encodes 692 amino acids. The transcript has 12 exons. Gene Ontology annotation, molecular function: protein binding. Gene Ontology annotation, biological process: cilium assembly. Lineage: Eukaryota; Metazoa; Arthropoda; Copepoda; Harpacticoida; Harpacticidae.
CUUUGAGCCCUUUAAGCAGAUCUCAGGCUGGACGGUAAACCAAGUAGAAAACUGACGGACGCAACAGCUGAUUCGGCACUGGAAAAUCUUUCUUGACUGGACUUUUUGGAGAGAGAGGAAGUGAUAGCGUCCUCCAUGGUUUAGGAAGGCCGGCCAUGGGGCGGGAUAGCACCGGGAUAACCGCUCUGUCCGAGUGGGAGGCCAGCGAGAAUCGUGUAAAAUCGAGGGAGACUAAGCUCAGUUUAUGACCGAGCACUCUAGAAGAAGGUCAUACGAGAGUCUUGUUGUGUUAGCUUGAAAUUCAACAAAUCCAUGAACAAGUUAUCCGCAAAUGUGUGUUCAUCUCUAAAAGAAACUUGUUUUCUCCAGUGGGGCAAGUGUCCUCCGCUCUUGACCAAGUCACAUUUUACCAGUUCCCUGGAAUUACUCUUUCAAUUGAUCACCUAUUCUGCCAAACCACUAAAGGAGCAUUAACAUGGAUGACUGCUUGGAUCAUGAGGAAAACUGGCAUUUGGCCGCCAGAGGGAUCCAAUUGGCCCUCAACAAUCGCGUGGAGGAUGCUCAGAAUCUGCUCAAAAGCGAUCCCGCCAAUUCGAUUCAUUCCCAGGCGGGAUAUUGCUUCCUUACCUUCAUGAAUGCAGUGAUGACAUUUGAAGAAGACAAAAUGAGCCAGUCCCUGGUCGCUUUACGGGCCAUGGAGAAACGAUGUUGUUCCAACCCAAAUCCCCCACCGUCCUCAUCCUCAGGAUCCUCGGGGAACCCAAACAUUUCCAAUGGCUUCUCGGGCAUGACGCUAUCCCCAUCCUUCACCUCGUUCCAUGGGAUGAAGUCCAAGAUGCAAGGCCUGUUCAACACCAUUCCAGAACAGCAAGCGGAUUCGAACCGGUCCAGCCAAGGAGGAGGAGAGUUUUUUGCCAAUGGAGAUGAGUAUGAUGAAUCCAGUAAGUUGGAGCAACAAAUCAUCCUUGCCGACUGUCAGGUCUUAGCUGCAAUCAUCAAUUUCCUCCACCAAGAUUGGGGAUCCUACAUGAAAGGAGGUUGGGUGUUGAGGAAAGCGUGGAAAAUUUACCAAAAGGCAUACACCCAGAUAAGGCGGAUUUACAUGCAAAAAGUCGGCCUCCAGGGCAAUCUUCUGGCGCCUCCGCCCGUUCCAAAUCAACCUCAGAGCCAUGGUCCAUCCACCCCAAAUGGGUUUCAAAAUGGAACUCCUUCGUCCAAUAAGAAUGGAAAUAAGAGGAACCGGUCCACGCUCAAUGGGAUCAGCCACAGCUUGAGCGUUCCACUUAGUCUGUUCUCGUUGGUGAAGGAGGCCAACAAUGCUCAAGACACCACAUCCAACGCCAGCGGCUCAAUUGGCGGCAAUGAGGAGGAUUUGGGAAACCCUUCCACCAUCUCGGCCGCGACAAUCAAACGACUGAUGAGCGCGGUGAGCUUCGGCUUUGGAAUAUUCCACUUGGCCGUGUCGCUCUUACCGCCCAAAUUGCUCAAUAUCAUCUCAUUCUUCGGGUUCGAAGGCGACCGACAAACGGGCAUCCAGGCCCUACACUUUGCCCGUCAAGGCAAUGAUAUGAGAGGACCCAUCGCCACAUUGGCGCUCUUGUGGUUCCACACAAUCGUGAGGCCGUUUUUUGGCCUCGACGGUCUCAACGUGAAAUCGGGAGCGGAAGCUGCUCAACGCCUGAUUGAUGCCUCGAAACCGGAAUUUGCAAAUUCAGCUCUAUUUCUCUUCUUUCAAGGGAGGGUGGAGAGGCUCAAGGCCAAUUUCUCCGAUGCCCUGAACUCGUAUGAAAAGGCCUUGAGUGUGUCUGCUCAGCGUGAGAUCCAAUUGCUCUGUCUUCACGAGGUGGGAUGGUCAUAUCUACUUCUAUUGCAAUGGGAACAGUCCUCACGGGCGUUCCUCCAACUGAAGUCGGAUUCCAGAUGGUCCAAGAGUUUCUACUGCUAUCUCUCGGCAGUUUCCCUGGGUGCGAGUGGAGAUACCGAGCAAUGCCUGGAACUCGCCCGAGAGACGCCCAAAUUGGCGAGGAAGGCCGGGAACCAGCAACUGGAACGAUUUCUCCUCCGUCGAGCCACCAAAAUGGUUCAAGACCAGGUGGAUGAGAACUACUCCCGACUCCUGGGAUACGAGCUGCUGUACUUGUGGAACACUUUGGGAGCUUGUUUGAAGCACUCAACCAUGUCCAUUCAAUUGGAUUGUGAGAACAUCUACGUGCCUGCCUUGGAAGGGGUGCGCCAGCUCAUUUUGGGCUCAAUUUACAGCAAUUCCGGACUGGUCUUGGAAGCCAAACAAAGUUAUGGAAAGGCCAUCAAACAGGGCAGUGAAGUGGAUGGAGGUGAUAUCCACGCAGCGGCCUUUGCCGCAUACGAACUGGGUCUUCUCCUCUGUCGAACUGCCGAAACUCGAAGUGAGGGACGCCAUUAUUUGGAGUUUGCUCGGGACAAUUAUCGCAACUACGAUUUCGAGCAUCGUCUCUCUGUGCGGAUCCAAGCAGCCCUCCGCUACUAUUCCGACAAUAUCAAGGAACGACGAGCUCAAGAAAUGAUUUCCAGCUAAUUGCCAUUCGGUCUCCUCAUUGUGUUGUCGUCCCCUUCUCAGUUCAAUCUCGGCUCAUCGUGUAAAAAGACGAGCCAGAAAAUGAAUAGUAAGAAUAACAAGAAGAUCUUGAUGAUGCCGACGAUCGAGAGUUAGAUCUGCAGAAGAACCAUUUGAUCUCCACGUGCUGUGUGUCGUUAAUCUUAGUGCACAUAAUAAUCUUCAAUAAUAACAUCCACCCUCUGUCCAUUGUCAUUGCUUGAGACGCAUAUUUAAUCUCCUGUACUAUGUAUAUUCAGACGGGUAAAAAACCGUGAUCACAUUACCAUGAUCCACUCAUCAGUAUCAAUUAAUAGUUCAAAUACUCAAUAUCCGGCGAUUGAAGCUUGUGAACAUUCCGGUAGUGAGAGCGCACCACUAGCAUACAGUAAAUGUUCACCCCCAUCCACAGCCAGUUGCAGGAGGCUGCAAACACCACUUCCAGGUAGA